Mya arenaria is the source of this 2206-nucleotide messenger RNA. Its product is annotated as rho GTPase-activating protein gacG-like. Bases 293 to 2023 code for a protein of 576 amino acids. The record is from RefSeq and is a predicted model, not a curated record. The transcript is spliced from 3 exons. NCBI's taxonomy places the organism in Eukaryota, Metazoa, Mollusca, Bivalvia, Myida, Myidae.
CAUAAGUCGAUUCUAUUGAAGGAAUUGCGAAUAACAUGAUUAUGUUAUUGGAGGAUAUCAGAGCUGGUAUUAACAAUUUUAGUUCGAUAUAGAAUUUUGAUAAGGUAAAGACCUGAACAUGAGAGUUACUCUUAGGGUUAAAGCAUUCAUAGAAACUUUUAUGUAUGAAAUGUUUGUGAAGCGGCUGGAGAUUGGAUUUAACUUUUAAUACAUAUUUUAUUUAGGGUAAUAAUAACAAUUUAUAACUAAUCGAAUCGUACCUACUACAUAAAGUUAAAAGAGUGCUUUAAAGAUGAAAGGAACGUUAGCGGAGGGGAUCUCAAAAAGAGAACCGAGGCCUUAUUCCAGCUCGGUUCAUUCACAGGAUUAUUUUGUAACAACAAUGCAACUCCGAAAGAUGGCAACCGCGGGGAAGCCACAAAAACGACACCUGAUCAAAUACAAGAGAUCAGCGUCACCGUGUGAGAAUCGGACGCUGGACAAGUUCCCCAUGCCCCAUAAAAGGGAGGACGCGCUGAGGUCCGCAAGGGGUCAGAGGUCGCAGAGACGAGAGAAUGGACAGAGGAUGACUAGGGACAGGGCGGAGAGCGGCUCCAUGCGGGAGUACGGUAGACACAUGUUUGACUUCUCCGUGAAAAAUGUUGACAAUGUUAAUCUAAAUGUGAAUAUGAAUAAUGGAAAGCAUACUGGAAGCGAACCUAAAUUCCCCACUAGAAAAGGUAAAGAAAAUAUGAACAAUAUAGCUAGGUCGAAAUCUGAAAUGGCUGACGUACCGCGAACGCCGCGAAACAACGGCCCGACACCGGACGGCAGUAUUUUACACAACCGCCGACAAAGAGUGCUCAAUCAGAUACGCACGCGUCCUCAUAUGGAACAAGAAUCUCAAUUUAAUCACGAACGAUCAAGGUCCUCUCUCAGCCUUAAAUCCGCCAUCUGCGAAAAGAGUCGCCGUCUACGGAUACUUAGCGUUAACGAUUAUCCCAGACCGGAAUCUACCUUAGGAAACUGCUCGAUAAACAGUUCCGAGUUUAUAUUUGUUCCGAUGGGCGAUACAACCUAUAGUGAAAAUGGACAGUUGACAUCUGAGUUUCAAAGGUCCAAUAUGACAUCGACCAUGUCUAUAUACAACGACACCGAAAGUUAUUUUACACGGGACCCUUUUGAUGACGUCGAUGAAGCUAGCCUUUCUAUUGGUGGAGACUUUACUCCAAAUGACCAUUCAACGCGACCCAAUUCACUAGUGCACUCUCGACGGACGCUCCUCCCUCCGUCGACACCAUGCCGGUUGCAGCUGGUCUCCUUAGACGAGGAAACGUCCGAAUCGGAGGAGGAGGCUGAAGAGCCAACAGCGGAAGUGAAGAAGCCAGACCCGCCAUCGGCCCCUCAGAGGGGAGUAAGAUUCCAGGAGAGUGGAACCAUUGAGGAUGAACGCGGAAAAGUCGUGGAACCAGAACCAGAGCCAGAACCAGUCAAGGUAAAACUCGUUCUCAAAGGACCUCAUUGCUGGGUGGAUGAUGCAACCGUUUCCAGCGACCAAUCAGAUCACGAGGAAAUCGACAACACGGAUGGUGACGUCAUAGCAAGUGGUGACCAAGUAGCAAAAGACAUCCAGCAACAAAAUGUAGCGCAAAAGUCUGAAAACAUUGCGGCAGGGAAUCAAAAGAAUGUACCAAAAACUUCUAUUGUAGUUGAAAAACCAGCCAAUAAUCAAAACAAUUCAAAGUUGAUGAAAAAUGCCUUUGAGCAAGCCUUGCAGAAUGCAAAACCUGAUACAUGUGAACAAACGUUGAAAAGCAAUGAAAUAAAGAAUGCAGACACCAAUGUGCAAAGUAAUACGGCACAGGAAAAUGUUGGUAGUAAUGACAAUGUCUUGAAUGGGGUCGAUGAAGAAAGUGAAUCAAUUCCUUCUUUACCAGAUUUUAUAUGUCCAAGUUCAGAAAGGAAGUCUCGUGAGGCAGCACUAAAGCACUGGCUUGCCACAACUCAAUUUUCCUCAGGGUGCUCUGAGAUUCCUGUGAUAUAACAUUUUACAUACGAUUAUUAUUGUGUCACCAUUCCGUAAACCAAAAGUCUAAUUAACAUUUGUAAACAAAAUUCUGUGCAAUGUACAUUUAGACGUUAAAAUAAAACACCCUGGUUUUAUCACAAAUAAAAUACAGUUGCUUUCAUUGUGGGAUUGUGCUAUGUUCUAUAUGAACUGAUAUUU